UGCGCAGUGGCAAGCAUGGUUGUGUUUGGAGAGAAAAGAAUUUCAACCACCACGAUAAGAAUUUAAGUAAAUAGUCUGUAUGGAGGUAAAUAACGUUAUAUGAGCUAUAUGUUUUAAGUGACACAGCAGCUACUAACCCACCUGUGAGGCAGUCGACAGUUUCAAUUAAAUGUCAGGACCUUAAAAAGUCACUAAAGAUGCCGCUCUUUGGAAACACAUUUAGUCCGAAGAAGACUCCACCUCGCAAAUCUGCAUCUCUGUCCAGCCUUCACACGUUGGAUCGUUCCACAAGAGAAGUAGAGCUGGGCCUUGAGUAUGGACCUCCUGUGAUGAACAUUGGAGGUCAGAACUGGAAAUUUGAAGAUGGACAGUGGAUAACAGAAUCUGGUGGAAAUGCAUCUGGUAGGGAAUUGCAGCGGCUUAAGAAAAGAAAUACACAGCUAGAGGAAGAGAACAACCUCCUGAAACUAAAGAUUGAAAUUCUCUUGGACAUGUUGACAGAGACUACCGUGGAGUACCACCUGAUGGAGAAAGAAGUGGAGGAUAUAAAGACUCAACAUCGAAGGAAGAAAUGACAAAUCCGAACUGAUGCCUUCAUUCAUGAAAAUAAUGUCUUAUGAAGUUUGUUGAUGAAAAAAUGUGUGUGUUGACAUUUUCAUUAUUUUUCUCAUUAUGAGGAUUCUUGUGUUGUUGGCUUCGGCCCUGCUUAUAUUUAUUGGAAAAGCAGCUACAACUGAAUCAGAUUUAAUGACUAUUAUUUGUUCUGUCCUGCAUUUGUUUAAUGACCAUGAAUCUGAAAAAAACUGUGAACAUAUUUGUUCAAUACACAGCAUAUUUUCUACAUCUUUUACUUCUGUAUGGCAAUUAUAGGCUGACAUUUUCUUUUUAAGAUUUUUUGUAUUUACUGUGUUUUCUAUUCAGAUUAAAAGAAAAAUCA
Morone saxatilis (striped sea-bass) is the source of this 937-nucleotide messenger RNA. It is a transcript of the gene cby1, whose product is annotated as chibby homolog 1 (Drosophila). The transcript is spliced from 5 exons. The record is from RefSeq and is a predicted model, not a curated record. Bases 198 to 575 code for a protein of 125 amino acids. NCBI's taxonomy places the organism in Eukaryota, Metazoa, Chordata, Actinopteri, Moronidae.